Molecule: messenger RNA, 246 nt
Organism: Pieris macdunnoughi
Lineage: Eukaryota; Metazoa; Arthropoda; Insecta; Lepidoptera; Pieridae
Source: the annotation of a GenBank genome assembly
AUGGCGACGCGACGGACCAUAAGGCAAACCGAGUCGAGUCAACUCGGCACAUCGCUAACAACAAUAAAACAUCCGGUGUCCUUGAAUACAGACUUAUCAACAGUAACGCGUCGGCGGCAACGGACGAGUGCGGGCACCCCGCAGUGGGCGGGGCAACCCGUCUACCGCUUCUUCUGCUUCAACCCCUCAAAUACCUACAAUUCGUGUAAGGAUAGGGUCUUAAGCAAGAGGGUUAUGGCCGUGUGA